This is a messenger RNA of Monoraphidium neglectum, 1302 nucleotides long. RefSeq lists its product as hypothetical. Bases 1 to 1302 code for a protein of 433 amino acids. Lineage: Eukaryota; Viridiplantae; Chlorophyta; Chlorophyceae; Sphaeropleales; Selenastraceae. Gene Ontology annotation, molecular function: zinc ion binding; nucleic acid binding. The record is from RefSeq and is a predicted model, not a curated record. The transcript is spliced from 2 exons.
AUGAGCGCACCGCCCCUGGCGCCCCCCUUGCAUACACCUGCUGCAGGUGCUGCUAGCCAGGGCAGCGUGCCCCUUUGGACGCAGCCUGCCGCGCAGGAGUCGAUGGGCUCCCAGCACUCACAAGGAGAUGGGGACGGUUGGGAACGAGCCCCGCUUGCUCAGCAGUGGCAACAAGAGCAGGCCGGGGGUUGGCGUGAUCUUCCCUUUCAGCAGCAGCAGCAACAGCAGCAGCAGCAGUAUUAUGGCCGCAGCAUGUACAGUGGCGGCCGCGGCGGCGGAUGCGGCGCGAGUUUCGCUGGCGGCGGCGGCGGCCCUGGCCGAGGCGCGCCGUGGGGCGCCUUCGCUGCGGCCCGCGGCGGCGGCGGGCGCUGGGGCUACGGCGCGCCGCCGCCAGGCAGGGGCUACUAUGGGGGCGGCGCCGGCGGAGGAGGAUACCAGCAGGGGCCCCCAAACCGCAACGUAACGUGCUAUGCGUGUGGCAACGUUGGUCACCUCUCGCGCGACUGCCCUGACGCCUCGGCCGGCGGGCCGCGGGGCUACAACGGCAGCAGUGGCCGCAACGGCAGCGGUCUCAACGGCGGCGGCAACUUCAAUGGGGGCGGCUUCAACGGCGGCGGACGCGGCGCCGCGGGCAGCGGCGGCGGCCGCUUCGCACGGGGCGGCAGCCCGCAGCGAAACGGCAGGGGCGGCGGCAACGGCGGUCCGCCGCAGUGGCAGCGCGAGGGCGGGGGCUGGCUGGUCCCGCUGCCCGACAGCACAGAGCACGCCGUGCUCGCGGCUGCAAAGGCGCGGCAGUCCGGGCCUCGGACUGUCUGGGUCAUGCGAGGACUGCCUGGCUCUGGCAAGUCCACGCGCGCGGCCGAGAUCGCCGCCGCCGCCGCCGCCGAGGCCGCGGCCGGCCCCACGGGAGAUGCGCACCAAGGAGACAAAGGCGGCCGCGGCGCUGGCGCCGCCGGCAAGGUGUGGGCGAUCCACAGCACUGACUCGUAUUUCGUGGAGGAGGGGUCUGGGCAGUACGUGUUUGACCCGUCACGGCUGUCGGAGCACCACGAGGCAAACUACUCGGCGUUCGAGGGGUCACUGGCGGCGGGGGUGGCGUGCGUCAUCGUUGAUAACACAAACCUGCAGACGUGGCAGUUUGGGCGCUACGUCACCGCGGCAUGGCGCGCCGGCUACGCUGUCAGGGAGGAGGUGGUGGGGGCGUUCGACAGCGAAUCCGCGGCGACCUACGCCGCGCGCUGCACCCACGCGGUGCCGCUCGAGAGGAUCCUGCUCAUGGCGCAGCAGUGGCACCGGGGGUGA